Molecule: messenger RNA, 703 nt
Organism: Diachasma alloeum
Lineage: Eukaryota; Metazoa; Arthropoda; Insecta; Hymenoptera; Braconidae
Product: natterin-3
Exons: 3
Coding region: 163-600 (145 amino acids)
Source: RefSeq, a predicted model, not a curated record
AUCAAUUCCGGGAAAUGAGGCGACGCCCCUCAAACCGUGUGCGGACUAUUCAAAUAAAAAGCCGGAGAUAUGAUAAGAUAACAUUGGUUUUUAACCAGGUAACCGCCGGAGGCUAGUCUCAUUUAACGCUAAAACGCCUCGAUCGAAUAACCCGUUGACAGGAUGCCAACCUACAGAUGGGUAUCGCGCCACGUCGGCCAAGGAGUACCUCAUAAUGCGGUGCAAGGAGGGCGAGAUAUCGAUGGAUCAACCAUCUACGUUGGUCGUGCUUAUCAUAAUGGAGAUGUAAUACCCGCUAAAGUUAUUCCUGACAAACAAGUGGCGUAUGUCAGCCACGGCGGCGAGGAACAUUCAAAGUCUGAAUUCGAGAUCCUCGUUCAGGGGGAGUUUGCCUGGGAGUUCGCCAGCAAUGGUGUUAUUCCACCGGAUGCAGUUGUAGGUGGACAAACAACCGAAGGCGAACCCUUGUAUGUUGGUCGUGUAAUCCACAAUGGUGCACAGACUGUUGGAAAAAUACAGGCGAGCCACGGCUGUCUGUACAUUCCAUACGAUGGGGAAGAGCUGUCUUUCAGGGAUUACGAGGUUCUCGUGUACCACUAAAAGAGUUUUGCAAUCGGCAAUCAUCGCUCAGCUUGAAGAGCAAUAUUAUAUACUAUUCAUUUGUAUAUUUUUAAAAUAAAGAAAUAAAAAAAGUUUUAGAGAA